ACUUAAUUUUGUAAGUCAGCAGUCGUAAGAAUGUUUCUCCAAAUUUACUUCUUGUGACGUUAAAUUAUUGUUCUUGUUACCAUCAUUUUUAUUGCCAAAUUCACUGAAUUUCUUGUCCGCACAUACUAUCCAAUUAUUGACCAGCCACCGGACAUCCGUAUACAUCAGAUUCUUCGAAGUUUCAGUUCUCAUUCCUCAUGAAUUUUGUAUUCUGAGAAAAACCCAGAUUGGGUGAUUGAACAUCUGUAUCUACUGUUCACGUAGAUGCUAAAAGUGAUAAAAAUUAACCAGAAGUGUAGUUGAAAGGCAACAGUCAUUUUGGAUUUGAAACAAUAGGUGGUUGUUUUAUUGAACUGAAAGCAAAGAGUGCAUUAUUAACAAAUUUACAAUUAGAAGAAACAAUUUCAAGCAGAGUCACAUGACAUGGAUGUCUCUGGAGCUAUGUCUAGAUCUUUAGCCAUUCUGCCUGCUCCCUUGGAAGAGAAAUAUCCCAAGCUACCAGAUUCACCUCAGGUUACUUUAGCGCAGGAACUGACUAGUAAUCACAAAUCUUCUUGCCCUGCUACACUGUCAAGUAACAGCCAAACUACGGGGAAAUUGUUUUCAUCUCCUUCUGGAUGCUCUACAGAUCUUCAGUCUUCUUGUAUGUCUCCUCAAACAUGUCGAUUAAAAGUUUCUCCAUUCAUUUCUAAGUCACCGAAUGAAAGAGUGUCUUAUGCAUCAAACCAGCCUCCCAACAAUGUAAAGAAAUCUAGACCAUUGAAUGGCUACAAUACAGAGAACGAUAAUAUUUCUGGGAAUAAAAAUGCAACUGAAAAUUUUCUUGAUCUUUGCAUGAAUAUUCCUGCACAGAAUGGCCAAGUAGAAACCUGUACUGGUGUAAUGGCUUCAGAAGACCAUACCAAGGGAACUGAUUGGCAGGAUUGGGCAGACCAGUUGAUCACGGUUGAUGAUACACUGGACUCAAAUUGGAGCGAUCUCCUUGUUGAUGUCAAUUUUCUAGAUUCAGAACCCAAGUUCCUGGACUUGCCACCGAACGCCUCUGUGCAUCCCCCACAAAUUCAUCAGCAGCACCAUCAUUCUGUGUCGAGUGAAAAAGAUUCUCCUGUAGGUAGCCUUCCUGCUGCUGCACCCUUGACUAAAGCACGGAUGCGUUGGACUCAAGAACUUCAUGAAGCUUUUGUGGAUGCUGUGAAUAAACUUGGUGGUAGCGAACGAGCUACACCAAAGGGUGUCUUGAAGCUUAUGAAUGUUGAAGGCCUAACAAUCUAUCAUGUGAAAAGCCACUUGCAGAAAUAUAGAACUGCCAAAUACAAACCGGAGACAUCAGAAGGAACUUCAGAGAAGAAGUUGAAUACGAUUGCUGAGAUGACAUCCCUCGACUUGAAAACGACAAUGGGAAUAACAGACGCACUACGAAUGCAGAUGGAAGUACAGAAGCAACUGCAUGAACAACUUGAGAUUCAACGAAAACUGCAAUUGCGAAUUGAAGAACAAGGAAAACACCUUCAGAUUAUGUUUGAACAGCAGAUGAAGAUGGAGAAGGAAAAGGAAAAGCUGAAAUCCAAUUCGCCUUCCCUUGAUAAGGAGAAACCCGAACCCGCGGAACUAGUGGCUGCUUCAAGUGAUGCCUUCAUUUCAGCGGCCGAACAUCCAAAUGACAUGCAAAAGUCGCCUGAAAGGAAUAAUGAACUGAGUCGACCAACAAAACGAGCCAAAUCUUAUGAAACCGGAGUACCGGCGCAUCAUCUUGAUUAACUUUUGGAUUGAUUGUGACUUUUUCCAACUGGCUAGGCAUCGAUGGAUGGGACUGAUUUGAAUAAUGUGGAUUUGCUUAAAACUACAAGAACCUGAAUCUAUUUCUCUAGUAUUUUGUAAAUAAUUAAGUAGUUUUAUUCAUUCAGUUUGCAUUAGAAUGGUAUUGCUUAUGAAAUGAAGGAUUAUUUAUGGUAUUAAGAAUUUGAAUUAGUACUGCUACUGGCAUGGUUUUGAUUGCAAACUGAAGUACAAUGUUGUCAACAGGGUCGUUAUU
This is a messenger RNA of Olea europaea var. sylvestris, 2032 nucleotides long. Its product is annotated as myb family transcription factor PHL13-like. Lineage: Eukaryota; Viridiplantae; Streptophyta; Magnoliopsida; Lamiales; Oleaceae. The record is from RefSeq and is a predicted model, not a curated record. Gene Ontology annotation, molecular function: DNA binding; DNA-binding transcription factor activity. The transcript has 8 exons. Bases 424 to 1758 code for a protein of 444 amino acids.